ACUGGAAACACCACCUGCAGUUUUCCAUUAACUGCCACUGUUCAGAGAAACACAAGCCAGUCCAAGAAGCAGCCAUGUGGAUCAUCUGCCUACUGAUCCCGGCUGUUUGGGGAGGGACAGAACUUCUGAAGAACGCUGACUUCGAGAACCCACACUUCAGCAGCACCGACUGGUACGCCAUGGCCGGCACCAUCUCAGCGACAUCCGACGCCUACCACGGCCAUACGGCGGCUAAAAUCUCAAAAAGGUAUCAUGACUAUGGGUCACUAAAUCAGUUCGUCACGGUCAAGAAAGGUCACCGGUACUUCUUCUGGGCGUACGUCAAGAUACUCAAUUAUGCAAGUGGAACGGAUAAAGAGACUGUGUCUGCAGGGAUUGCAGUGAAGGAGAGAAGCAGCGGCAAGACGCAUUAUCUUGGAUUUGGCAGCACACCGUAUAUACAGACAAACCAGUGGCACAUCAUUGGAGGGGACACCGAAAUAACCAAUGUUGAUAUAUCUGAGGCGCGUGUCUACAUCCGACCUUCAGACCAGAGUGUCGACUUCAUCGUGGACUACGCCAGUUUGCAGGAAGUUUACCCUCUGUCUGGUUUCCCUGGCGACGCCAACAAGAGGAUCGAUAGCGUCCGGAAAGGAGACCUUACGAUCAGGCUUGAUGAUCAUUCAGUAGAACCCAGUGGACUCACCGUGGAGGUGCAGGAGAUGACAGGUUUGUUCGCAUUCGGAUCAGCUGUGAACGCCGGUGCAUUCGUGGACCCCCGCUUCAAAGGGUACCAGGACUACUUCUACAAGAACUUCAACUGGGCCGUCAUUGAAAACGACCUCAAAUGGACCAAUAUGGAGCCACAGAGGGGUCACAUCGACUACAACACUGCAAUGAACGCCAUAGACGCAUUGCUGCAUCACGGGAUCAAAGUUCGAGGUCACAAUAUCUUCUGGGAGUCGAACUCGCCGGCCUGGGUUAACCACCUAUCUGGACAAGCUUUACGUCAGGCAAUGGAGAAACGCAUGAAUGACGUUGUUGGACAUUACAAGGGAAAAUUGCAGCACUGGGAUGUCGACAACGAGGCUCUAAGCGGUGACACCCUUGUACGCCAUUCCGGAGACAGGAACCUCACCAUGUGGAUGUUCAGAGAGGUCCACAAGAUCGACCCUAACGUCAAGCUGUUCUUGAACGACCACGAAAUUGUGAACUACAACAAACAUACCGUGGCUUUAGAAGACCAGGCUGUGUACUACAAGGCAGCGGGAGUGCCUCUUUCAGGAAUAGGCAUACAGAGUCACGUCCGGCACCCUAUAGACCUGGCGGCGAUCUGGGCUCGGCUGGACGAGGUGGCCCGGGCUGGACUGCCCAUCUGGAUCACCGAGAUGACCAUAGAGGGGGUGCCAGAGAAGGACAAGCCGCAGAUGUUUGACGACUUGUUGCGCCUCUACUUCAGCCACCACGCCGUUCAGGGCGUGUUGUUGUGGGGCUUCUGGAGCCAGAGGAUGUCCCGACCCGAGUCAGCUCUGUGUACUGGGUCUGACUGCACGGUAAAUGACAGCGGGAGGCGUGUGAGUCAUCUGGUACAGACAGAAUGGAAGACCCACGAAACCCACUCCAUCAUGAAAGGUCAAACAGUCCGCAUCCGGGGAUUUAAAGGAAGCUACGUGUUGCGCGUGAAGCAUCAUGGCCACACGAUUCACGAGGAGACAUUCUAUCUGGGCUACCAGGGCACGGACCUCAAAGUGUCACUCACUGGAUCCAAUUCCAGCCCGCACGUUGACCAGAUCCUGGUGGGGUGACCACAGCCAGCAUACCUUCGGGAGUUUCUCUUUGUAUUGACGAAAUAAACAUGUUGACAACGGGAAAA
Messenger RNA from Haliotis rubra (blacklip abalone), 1852 nucleotides. Its product is annotated as endo-1,4-beta-xylanase 3-like. NCBI's taxonomy places the organism in Eukaryota, Metazoa, Mollusca, Gastropoda, Lepetellida, Haliotidae. Gene Ontology annotation, molecular function: hydrolase activity, hydrolyzing O-glycosyl compounds. The record is from RefSeq and is a predicted model, not a curated record. The transcript has 13 exons. The coding region runs from base 75 to 1784 and encodes 569 amino acids. Gene Ontology annotation, biological process: carbohydrate metabolic process.